AUGAACUGGGAGAACGUUACGGGAUGCCUUAACCUUACCGUGGCUGAGGAGGCGUCAAUGUCCGCCAACGUGUACUCUAUAUCUCAUGCUCGAUCUAAGGUCCUGGACUUCAGUUCGCCCGUCUUCUUGGAUGACCAGACUAUAGCUUACAUGAGGCCACACUUUGUUCCACAAAUCGAUAGCUUCGUCAAGCCAUUUGAAUUUCGGGGCUGGGUGGCAAUCUUCCUGGCGAUCCUCCUGGUUUACGUGGUCAUCGUAGCUGUUCAGUUUGGUCACAACAAAGUGAUUAUGUCCUCUGAUCUGCCUGAGAGUGAGAAGAAGAAGCUGUACAACCCCAUCGGUUUCAAACAUUGGCUUUGGUCUUUCACGGGGCUCAUAGACCAAGACAUCCGCUGGCAACCAGCUGGGCUCCCGGUGAGGGCCAUAGGCGGUUUCUGGAUCCUGAUGGGAGCUGUCAUCAGCAUCCUGUAUCGGUCGACCCUGCGAGCGAUGCUCAUCACUCCGAAGAUCGUGCUGCCUUUCACCGAUUUCAGAAGCCUGGCCGCGACAGACAUCAAGAUCUGGGCGCCGCUCGGUAGUCGAUUCAACGAAGCCUUGAACCUGGCAGAACCGGGGUCCAAACUGGCGGGAGUGAGGAAGAACAUCAUUAUGACGAGAAACAUUACAGAAGGACCUGAGGGCCUCUUCAAUGAGACCUGGGGUGUUGUUGACGUCCGCAAAGCCAUCCUCUACUACGUCCAUCGCGACUUCUCUCGGAGAGCAUAUUGCAACUACUACAUCAUCAACGACGGCGUCUUGAGAACCACUUCAUUGGCUUUUGGCUUCCCAAAAGGGUCGACUUUAAGACCAAAAGUUGACAAAAUAUUACGAAACCUGAGAGCCUUCGGCAUCAUCAACCAUCUGUUCAGCAUACGUAUCCGGAACGCGACACAGUGUCUAAAGCCGCUGGACGUCGACUUUGCCACCUUGCUCCGGCCGAUGGCCGUGAAGGAUUACUACGGCGUUUACGUCAUCUUUUUCACAGGAAUUGUUCUGAGUACAUUGUCAUUCCUUUUGGAAUGGUUGGUCUAUGCAGCUCUUGGACGGAGAAGAAAGAAAUGUGCUUUCGUCAAGAAGAUGCUCCACUAACAUCAGAUCUUGGAAUACAGACCUACGAGACUCUUGAAAGAUGAGGGACCACGGCCAAACGUCAAGUUUAUAACUUAUUAUUAUUAAUUAUUUUUUGUUUAAUUUUAUUUUCUGCGGACGUGUUUUUUAGAUCCGUCUGAUUAUAUCCGUCUGUCUGACACUCUCUCUCUCUCUCUCUCUCUCUCUCUCUCUCUCUCUCUCUCUCUCUCUCUUAUAAUAUUUCUCUUUUUCCCUUACUCAUUCAUAAAUUGAAUUCAGUGAAGAAUUAAUGUUAUCAUAAAAACAGGAUGGAUUAAAACUUAGCCAGAUUGGAUAUAGACUUCUUAUAAUUCAUAUAAGCUUGUUACAAGAACCUGCACAACUGAUAG
Macrobrachium nipponense is the source of this 1496-nucleotide messenger RNA. RefSeq names its product glutamate receptor ionotropic, kainate 3-like. Gene Ontology annotation, cellular component: membrane. The record is from RefSeq and is a predicted model, not a curated record. The transcript has 9 exons. The coding region runs from base 1 to 1128 and encodes 375 amino acids. NCBI's taxonomy places the organism in Eukaryota, Metazoa, Arthropoda, Malacostraca, Decapoda, Palaemonidae. Gene Ontology annotation, molecular function: ligand-gated monoatomic ion channel activity.